Molecule: messenger RNA, 4890 nt
Organism: Cololabis saira (Pacific saury)
Lineage: Eukaryota; Metazoa; Chordata; Actinopteri; Beloniformes; Belonidae
Gene: kctd12b
Product: potassium channel tetramerisation domain containing 12b
Exons: 2
Coding region: 677-2083 (468 amino acids)
Biological process (GO): protein homooligomerization; regulation of G protein-coupled receptor signaling pathway
Molecular function (GO): protein binding
Source: RefSeq, a predicted model, not a curated record
GUCUGGCACCAGGCUGGAGUAAAAGGGGCUGGAAACUGGUGACAAAGCUCUCUCAAAUCAGCAACCUUCAGGCUAUGGAGAAAGCGGAGAUAUUUCUGUUCAUCUUCCUCGUGUCUCACUACAUCUUCAAGAUCGUCGUCAGCUCGUGGCUCGUCAGCAACGAGCAACCCGUUCCUCUCACCAACUAUGGAUUGCCUAAUUGAAGUUGGGACACCUGAUCCUGUUUGCAACAUGGCAGCCGAUCAACAUUAGAGGAAGACAAAGUCGCUUCGAGCUGUUUUUGUGCAACCUGCUCUGUUUCAUGUCCAGAGAAUUUGAUGCAACUGCAAUUUGAUACAUCCAACCCGUGCGUAAAAGGACGUGGCCACAGCGGUCCGUUCACAGGUGCCUGAAACAAUCUGCGCUAUGCUUUAACAGUUUCCGGGGAAACGCUAUAGAUAGAGUAGAGGGUGUGUUUGUAGCUGCAUGCAUGUUUUUUUUUUGUGUUUUUUUUUUAUGCGCACAGUCCAAUUGCGCAGCGCAGCUUUCAGCCGCUCUACUGAUCCAGUCGAUUCCCUGCAGGACGUGAAAGUCUGACACGCAACAGGCCACAUCACCCUGAAGUCUUGCAGUUCCUUGAGAGCAGACACUUUAAAAAAAGCUUCAACCAAGUGCAGCAGUGCCACAGGGUUGAACCAUGGCUUUGCCAGAUAGUGGUAUAUCUCGGGAGGAAGCCCCAUUCCCAGAGAUCAUAGAGCUCAAUGUUGGUGGACAGGUCUACAUCACCCGCUACUCCACCCUCACAAGUGUGCCGGACUCUCUGCUGUGGGAGAUGUUCAGUCGAAAGUCAGCCAAAGGACUGGCCAGGGACACCAAAGGGCGUUUCUUUGUUGACCGGGAUGGUUUCCUGUUCCGGUACAUCCUGGACUACAUGCGGGACCAGCAGCUGGUUCUCCCAGACCACUUCCCUGAGCGUGGACGUCUCCAGAGGGAGGCUGAGUUCUUCAACCUGCCAGAGCUUGUCAAGAUGCUGACACCCAAAAUCAGCAAGCAGAACUCCCUCGGCGACGAGGGGUGUCAGAGCGACCCGGAGGACUCGUCUCCUGGGAUUGACACGGCGCGUAACCUGGGGUCCCUCGGGGCCGCUGCCGCUGCCUGUGCGAGCCUGGUGCCAGGGGGGAUGGAUGGCAAACGCUCAGGGUUCAUCACGAUUGGCUAUCGGGGCUCGUACACCUUGGGCCGCGACAGCCACACCGAUGCCAAAUUCCGGCGGGUGGCACGGAUCAUGGUGUGUGGGAAGACCUCCCUGGCCAAGGAGGUGUUUGGAGAAACGCUGAACGAGAGCCGUGAUCCCGACCGCCCCCCUGAGCGCUACACGUCCCGCUACUAUCUCAAGUUCACCUUCCUGGAGCAGGCCUUUGACAAGCUGGCAGAUGCUGGCUUUCACAUGGUGGCCUGCAACUCCACAGGAACCUGCGCCUUUGCCCAUGAGCAGACAGACGACAAGAUCUGGACCAGCUACACUGAAUAUGUUUUCUACCGAAAUCCAUUAUCAAGUUCCAGUGCAGUGACCUGCAGUGACCCAGCUCCCAGUGAAGCAAUAACCGCCCAACCUGCUGUUGCUCCCUCUCAAUCUGCCACGGUGGAACUCGGCAGCGCCGGCCGAACUCAAAGCCUUCCAGAAACCUCUUGCAGCCCCGCAGAGGAUAUUCAGAAACCACCCCCUUCGCCUCUAACGCUUCCUCCACCUCCUCUCAGCGUAGACAUCGCAGACCUUCCUUUUCCAUCACCCCCAAUCCUUCCUCCACCUCCUCUGCCUUCAAAGCCUUCCUCUACCUCCAGCCCUCCUCCCCCACCAACGCCGCCCCCUGUCGAGAGCCCCCAGCGUCCUACCACCCUGAACUUAAAGACACUUCCACGGGCCGCUGCCAGGGAGAACGGUGGCCCUCCACCUGGACUGAAUGAGGAAGAAGAGGAGAAGAAAAUCUUGGAAGAUGAUUUAAAAAAAUGCAUUGAUGACUUCAAAAAGAUCCGCUUGCCCACAGCGUUUCCAGAUCGCAAGAGGCACUGGCAAAGUGACUUACUGAAGAAGUACAAUGCAUAAACAGUUGCUGCAGCACAUCUGUAAAUAAACUUAAAAAGGACUUGCUGUGAGCAUUAGACUGCUCUUGUUGUUAAUUAAAACUGUGAAGUGUGAGCAAGUUGACUUAGACCUUUAAUACCUUUUGCAUGUCAGCAGAACAAGAUAGUUUCGGCAAAGCUUUCAAGCUGAGCUUCUCUAGUAAUUCCAUAAACACAAUAAAACAUAAUGGUCUUUUUCUAUUAUAGCAAUUACUAGUAACACAAUUUGUUCUAUUCAGGUACCUCAAAGCGUUAAAAUAUAUUUUGAAUAAUUUUCUUUGCAAUGUGAUUAAAUACUCUCUCUCUGUACCAUGUCCCCAUAUUAAGCAACUGAAAGAUUUCAGCAAAGUGUAAAGCUUUAUUCAUUUGACCUUAAUAAUGCAAAAUAAAGGAAAGAGAUUACAUUUUAUGGUGCUAAUCUAAACUAUCUCACUUUAUCAAUAUUAACUGCAUGACUUCAAAGCCUUUCUAAUGUCUCUAAUACAGAAGCACUGAAGUUGUCCUCAAUUUGUGAUUAUCUUCCAGCUAGCAAAGGAUAAAAAAAAUAAUCUGAGAGAAAGUACAGCAAAUCAGGAAGCAGAAAAAAAAUCAGAGAGAGAAUGAAGCAUACCAGGAAGCAGAGAGGGUAAUUACAGAAAAAGAGAAUGUGGAAUCAUAAUGGCAGUUAGGACUACAUGGACCAAUGAACAGUUUCAUUUGUUCUUCUAUCUGCUGCAAAUGAGUCUUUUUGUGUGUGUCUUCAUAGUGGGUAAAUUGUGAUAAUCAAGUUUCCAUUAAAUGACAAAUCUGCUGUUUAUUAGUGGCAGUGACUCAGGUGGUAGAGCAGGCCCUCCAAUGAUCAAAGGAUUGGGUCAUCUGUCGUUGUGUCCUUGGGCAAGACACUUCACCUUCUUUGGCCCAAUCCCAAUACUCCCCCUACUUUCUUUCACUAGCCCUACUUUCUAUCACUACCCCUAAAAAAGAAGGGACAGAUUUUAGGGCACUUGAAAUCUUCCCAGGGCCGUGUCCCAAUACACCCACCUACUUUCAGCACCACCCCUAAAAUCAGGAAGCUGAGAGCCAAAAGCUGUUUUAAUUUCAGCUGUAGCGCUGUUAAUAUGCCACUUUAUUAAGUUUUAAUAUUUUUUCAGGCGUAAAAGUAACCGUUAAGAUCCCCAACCUGGGCUCAGUUUAUCCAAAUAACGCCUGUUAAGAAAUUUGACCCGAUGUUUUCGGAGAUGAGAAGAGCCGCUGGUCCGGGGCGCAGCAGCAGCAGCAGCUCACGUACAGAUCGCCCUGCACUAUCGUCCAGGGGGAGAAACCUGCAGCUCUGUUGAGAAUUACCGCUAUCUGAAAUAAAUCAUUUAGGAAGAUAAAUGUUGGUUUAAUAGAUGAAAUCUAACAGUUGUAGCUACGCCUUUUAAGAAAUCUGCUCCGAAAAUUAAAAAAUGUCUGCCUGCCGGCUCCGGAGCUGAUUUAUGGGUCCGUGUUAAACCGACGCAGAGCCUACGACGUAGGGUACAGUACGUAACCUACGCGGUAGGCUCUGCGUUAGUGUAACGCGGAACCAUAAAUCAGCCUUUAUUCUGGACGAGGUUUGAAAAAGACUUCGCAACAAUGGGCAAGCGAGUGAUUAUAUACAUUCACUGAGUCAAUAUUAUGAAAGUAAAAUAUAUAUUUCUCGCUAGAAAUGUAAUCAAAAUGCAUUUUUAUGCAGAAACUAACUCAAAAUAUUGAUUUUAUUCACUAAAAAAUAAGAAAUGUCCGCCAGGUCUUUUUUUUUUUAUUCAGUCCGCAAAUGACGACGAAAAGCAUUCUGGGAAAUGUUUCUGUCCCUAGAUCAACUAGUGAGGAUUGGAAAUCCCUCGAUCCGUAGGGACAAAUUCAUAGCCACUACACUACUUUUCUUCACUACGCCUAGGUGGAAAGAGGAAUUGGGACACCACUACCCUCACGGGAACGCACACAAUUUAGGGGUAGGGAUGAAAAGUAUAAUGGCUGCCACGUUUUUUUUGUCAGUCUGCCCGAGGACAGCUGUGGCUACAUGUCCAUCAUGUAAAGCAGAUGUUUCAGUGCUGGUUUGGGAUUGGCUUCAUCUGCCUCUGCUGCCACCUCCUGCUGAGUUGAUACUAUCUUCACCACCUGCAUCCGCCAUUGGCAUCAGCUCCGUCUUUUAAAAGGAUUCAAACGUCAUUCACGGGCAGCUGUCCUUCUUUUACGCAACAGUUCACACCCUUGCAAUGAGCUUUUUGAAUUCUGACAGCUUAGCUGAACCUUGUGAUUGUUUCUGGGUUUUUGUGUCUUAAUUUGUUCAUAUGAGGUGCACUUCCCAGUUUUGACUGCCUUAGUUUUGUUAUGCUUUACUGUUUUGUAAAUACAACAUCUCAGCUCGAAUUUGACAUCUAAACAUCUUUUUCAUGCUGUGACCUGCAAUCCUAGCCUAGCCUAGGUCGUAACAUAAAGUGGGGGCUCGUCCCGGAAACAAAUUCUUUCUAUAGUAAUUGUCAUAAGAUGUAGUGUCCAGUUUCCUGGUUUUUAGACUUAAUCCUACUUGGAAUCCACAUUUAUUCUAGUGCGCUUCAUAGCUACUCCCUCUUUUUAACUCACGUGAUCUGCUGCAGACCGUGGACAACUUUAAUCUGAAGGUCCUGAGCCAGGUUUUUAAAAUAGAGGCUCUUGUGGUGGAGGGAAUUUACUUAAAUAGUGUUUGGCUCCAAAAGUUAAUGAUUUUUACUCCCUUCGGCAGCUACAAUAGUGGUACCUGAGGAGUUUAAAAAGUGUAUACCUCAUCGUAUUGUGCUGUACCUUACA